This is a messenger RNA of Atta colombica, 1188 nucleotides long. RefSeq lists its product as uncharacterized. Bases 1 to 1188 code for a protein of 395 amino acids. NCBI's taxonomy places the organism in Eukaryota, Metazoa, Arthropoda, Insecta, Hymenoptera, Formicidae. The transcript has 3 exons. The record is from RefSeq and is a predicted model, not a curated record.
AUGAAUGCUAGACAAAUAGAAAAAAAAGUCAAUGCGAUAGUCGAUGAAAUUCUUAAUGAAGAUCAGGAAAACGAUUUCGAUGCGACACGAGAUAAAACUUGUCUAGGAGAUUGCGAGAAAUUAGAUGAUACGCCUAAGGAAAAGACUGAAGUCUCAAGAGACAGAAAAUUUCUUUCAUCACAAAUACUCCGGCAAUGCAAAUGCGGCGUGGAGACUUCGUUGAGAUUCUCGCUGCGCGUGAUGGAAGCAAUGCGCUUGUUGCAGCGCGACAUAGACCAGCCGUCCACGUCCAGCGCCGAGGAGAUCGCCGACUAUAUCCGGUCGCAUUAUCGCUACAAUGGUGACCUUUAUGCUCAGGUGCGGACCGCGCUGAGACAGGUCUGUUCUCAAGGAUUUGUCAUAGAAUUAUUGAACAACGAGUAUCACUUGAUCGGCCCCGUUGUUAAACCGAUAAAAUGGAAUGGCUGUUCCUUGGAUUGCAAAGGUCGCAUCAUAGAAGGUACAUCGAGAAGACGUAAAAAAAUCGAUAAUCAGAGAAAUAAUGUAUGUGAUUGCGAACGAUUUCCCAAAAGUCCUCGUCAAAAUCUAAAAUCGCCACGCGAGGAAUCUCACAGGACUAUCAUUCUCGAUUCGCAACCAAUUUUUCAUUCAACCAGAAUAUCAACUAAUGAAAGAGAUGAUGCGGAUCGUCGCAAGCAGUUUGAUGCCGAUGUUUCGGACAUCCAAGAUUAUCGACGACGUGACAAUUACGCGGAACCGAUUCCCGGACCUUCCAGAAAAGUCUUAAGGAUUCCUUCGCCAGAUUCAGCUAAAAAUGCGAAAAAAGCGCGAGUGGAAAAUCAAAGAGUGGAACGCGCAGAUGAGAAAGAAGAUGAAACUACGAUGAAAGAGAAGGAUAUGGACUGUAUUUGUAAUGCCGAAGUUGUCAUUCGAGAUGAACUUUCAAGGAUCCGAUCUCCUCGUCCUCGCGUUAUCAGGAACGGACGUCGUCGCAAUGACGCCAAGGAAGAUGAAGAAGAUAUAGAAGAAAGAAUAAAAGAUGACGAAGAGGAUGAAGACACAGAGGAUAGUAUAUACGAUGAAUUGAGGGCACGAGUUCCUCAAAGAAGAACUGCGGCACGCGAACGAGAACUGAGAAGGUGGAUCCGACAAUGUCGUAAAGAAUGCGAACGACGGGGAGAGCGAUAA